AACACAGGAAGAAUAAUCAAAUAUUAAAUAUUUCAAAAGUUUCAACAUUUCUCAAAUAUGAAAAUCUCUAGAAUGUUAAACACUGAAACUUUAACAAUGGAAAAAAAGCUUCAAAUAAAGAAAGUUCGAUUUUUUAGUCUAUGUUAGCCCCUGCUAUCUAGGGUACCCAUGAGUUCCCUCAAAAAAUGGCAGAAAAUUUGGUUCAGCCGUUUGAAAGAUAGCUAACGAGCGAAGAUCUUCAUUAUUUAUAGAUCAUCUAACAUUUCUAGAACAUCAAACAUUUUUAAAGUAUCAAACAUUUCUAGAAUAUCAAACAUUUCUAUAGAAUAUCAAGCAUUCCUAGAAUAUUAAACAUUUCUAGAAUAUCAAAUAUUUUUUUAUUUGUUGAAACAUACAAAUUAUCUUAUAUCAGUUAAUGUUUUCACUUUUUAUAUUUUUCGAGAAUAUUACGAUUAUUUAAUACCUCCCCCCCCUCCCCCCUUCAACCCACUCCUUUCGCAAAAAUAUCAGAGUCAAAUUGUAUUUUAUAAAGCAGUGAUAUUUGAUUCUCAAGAUUCACAGUUCUAACUUCACACAGUGCUCACAUCAAUAAUACUAAAAUGAAAACCAAUAAAAUAUCUAAAGUUAAAUAAAAAGAAUCGCGUAAAGCUAAUCAAAACAAGAAACUUUUUGAUAUUUUGAUCUCUCUUUUGAAAUCCGUUCAAAACAGUAUAACCUGACAUUAUUUACUUAAAUAUUUAAAAAAGUAUAAAAAAGAUAAAACUAAAAAUCAACAUUUAAUAAUUAAAAAGUGGUUAUUUUAACCAGUACCUCUAGUCUACCGUGGAAGAGAUGCAAAAAGACAGUUUUAUGACAAAUUUUUAAAAUUCGUUUAAGAAUAUCUUUAUAUUUCCAAACAUGAGUAAUUCAUUAGUGUGGCUCAGCCCACGUUUUCAAUAAUGAAUAAUAUUCAUAAAACAGGACAGCAAUCUAUAUAUAAAUUUAGCUUGUCUGUUUGUUUAUAACGGAUAAACGUCGAAAUGGCUGAAUCGAUCGGGCCAAAUUUUUUUUGUGGAACCUCACAUGAUCCUGUAGGGAAGGUUUAGGAAUGGUAACAAUUGAAAAAUGAGCUUGUAAAAAAUUGUAUUUUUUAAGAAUCAACGAAAAAAAUGAUAAAAGAGCAACAAUUAAAAGUUAAAAUCAAAGAUGGGCUUGAAAGCCUAGUAAUUAUUACUUCUUUAGAUUAAAUUAUAUAACUCAUUUUUUCAUGUAGCAUACCCCGCCGGCUUUACGGUCAACAUACCCUGCCGGCUUUACGGUCAACAUACCCCGCCGGCUUUACGGUAAACAUACCCCGCCGGAUUUACGGUCAACAUACCCCGCCGGCUUUACGGUCAUACUUUUCUUUCAGAAUCGAACUAGAAUUUAAAUCUAAUUUUGCACAACAAUAAAAACUAUUUUUCCUCUGAAGUUAAAGAAAAUUUAUUACAUCAAAGAUGCCAAAGAAAAGAAUUCCCUUUCAUCCCAAAUCCAAUUCCAGAGGCCUCAGCAACACAAGAACUAAGCCUUAUGUUUCCUGGAUGUUGGCUUGUAGCACAAAUUCAACACAGGAAAUCAAAUUUCGUUUAGAAACCGAACCAGAUCUUGCUGUAUUACAGGAUGAACUGACGGGACAAUCUUGUAUCCAUUGGAUGGUUAAACAUAACAAUAAGGAAAUUGUUGACUUUUUAAUAAAAGGUUUGAAAGUAAGUCCAAAUAUUGUAAACAGAAGUGGCCAGACCCCACUACAUAUUGCUGCACUUUACGACAGGCGUGAGUUGUACCAAAUACUUAUCUAUAAACACCAAGCGGACAUAACGAUAAGAGAUAAUUCUGGUAGACUAGCUAGUAACUAUAUAGACCAAGGAAUACAAGAUCUGACCGGCCCUGGUAUUCUCACCUAUGGAUCAGAUUCUAGAGGAAUAAAACUCAGUUGGCGGCUACUUGCUCAGGAUAUACAGGAUGUACAAGGUCGACAGCUGACGACAUUCAACAAUCCUGGACAGAAAGUGGACAGGCGGCGGAGUGAAGAUCUUGGUUCUGGUUCAUGUACUGUACUGCAGAAUAAACGGCGAGGAAGCAUAGGACGCAUGCUGGAUCUUUAAUCAAUAAUAUAUAUGUUCUGGUUUAUGUACUGUAAUGCAGAAGUACUCUCCAUCAUAUUACUAUGGACGGAUAAAAACAAAAAUAAGCUUCGUUGUUGAAAAAUUUAACCUUACAAUGAUUAACAUAAUAUUUAAUAAUAAUAAAAUUUGGGUUUUUAUCACUGA
Molecule: messenger RNA, 2288 nt
Organism: Eurytemora carolleeae
Lineage: Eukaryota; Metazoa; Arthropoda; Copepoda; Calanoida; Temoridae
Product: ankyrin repeat domain-containing protein SOWAHC
Exons: 13
Coding region: 1476-2123 (215 amino acids)
Molecular function (GO): protein binding
Source: RefSeq, a predicted model, not a curated record